Messenger RNA from Aspergillus eucalypticola CBS 122712, 186 nucleotides. RefSeq lists its product as uncharacterized. The transcript has 3 exons. The record is from RefSeq and is a predicted model, not a curated record. The coding region runs from base 1 to 186 and encodes 61 amino acids. Lineage: Eukaryota; Fungi; Ascomycota; Eurotiomycetes; Eurotiales; Aspergillaceae.
AUGAGCCAUCCCGGAUACUACAACGGCCCUCCUCCCCCGCCCCAGGCGUACCCUCCCCAGGGCUAUCCGCCUCCGCAGGGUGGUUAUCCUCCCCAGGGAUACCCCCAGCAGCCCUACCCUCCGAUGCAAUACCAGCAACAGCCCCCUCCCCAGCAGAAGGACCGCGGAUGUCUCGGUGCCUGGUAG